UCAGCGUUUUCGCAAAUACCACCAUCAUCAUAAUCAGCAGCAGCAGUCGAACAGCUUUGCUCUCUUUGCACAGCAAUCGCACCAGAGCACGGAGCGAUCAAACGAAGAAAGGAGUACGAGACCGUGUACGGAGUGAGCUCUACGAGCGCUACGAGGAGCACACGAAGAAAGGCUAGCGAAAAAAGCAAUCGAGGAAGGAAGGAAAAAAGUGAACGCGUGCGUGUGUGCUUUUGCAAAUUCAAUAUAUUUCGAGUGAGCAGCAGCAGCAGCAGCCUAAAAGUGCAACUUUUUCCACAGGGGGAAUACGGUGGCCACGUCGUCCAAGUUGGCUGCAAAAUCGGACAAGAAAAACGGUUCGGUUUUGAUCGUCGUCGUCGCAAUCGUUCUCUACCUACCCUUGGUUCCCGUUUCCCCUUUUCAUCCAGUGCACACACAUACACACACACACACACCCGUGUACCUUUGCUCCCUCCCUUCCCUUCAGCAAAUCCCGACCACCAUUCUCGUCCUGCUCUUGCCAGAAGCAGCAAAAACGACAGCAAUAUUGGUGUUGGUAUUGUAGUCAGCGGCCAUCAAUCGAGCGAGCAAUAAUAUUCAGCAGCAGCAGCAAGUGUAUUGAUCAGAGACGAGCGGCGCUCUGCGCUCUGAAGAUCCUCUGAACCCUAGCAGGCUCCGCCGCGGAAGCGCAGGGAUUGUGUGUCCCUUGUCGAGAGAGAAAAAAUAAAUAAAUAAAUAAACGAGCAACCCGAAGAAAAAAGUGCAUCCUACAAUCUGUCAAAAUGAAUGAGUUUAUCGUGGGAAGCAAGUAUCGGAUCAUACGAAAGAUCGGUUCCGGCUCGUUCGGCGACAUUUAUCUCGGAAUCAACAUUACAAAUGGCGAAGAGGUCGCCCUCAAGAUGGAAAGCCUGACGGCUCGCCACCCGCAGCUGAUGUACGAGUACAAGCUGUACAAGGUGCUGAUCGGGGGCGUCGGAAUUCCACACAUCCGCUACUUCGGCCAGGAGCGGAACUACAAUGUGCUGGUGAUGGACCUGCUGGGGCCCUCGCUGGAGGAUUUGUUCAACUUCUGCAGUCGCCACUUCACCAUCAAAACGGUCCUGAUGCUGGUGGAUCAAAUGAUCGGCCGUCUCGAGUACCUGCACAUGAAGAACUUCAUCCACCGGGACAUCAAACCGGACAACUUCCUGAUGGGAAUCGGCCGGCACUGCAACAAACUGUUCAUGAUCGACUUUGGGCUGGCGAAAAAGUACCGCGACUUCCGGACCCGCAUUCACAUCAUCUACCGGGAGGACAAGAACCUCACCGGGACGGCCCGCUACGCCUCGAUCAAUGCCCACCUCGGAAUCGAACAGAGCCGCCGGGAUGACAUGGAAUCGCUCGGGUACGUGAUGAUGUACUUCAACCGGGGUUCGCUGCCCUGGCAGGGACUGAAAGCCACCAACAAGAAGCAGAAGUACGAGAAGAUCUCCGAGAAGAAGAUGUCCACCCCGAUCGAGCUGCUGUGUAAAGGGUUCCCGGCGGAGUUCGCGAUGUACCUCAACUACUGUCGCAGUUUGCGAUUCGACGAGGGACCGGAUUACAUGUAUCUGAGACAAUUGUUUAGAAUCCUAUUCCGCACGCUGAAUCAUCAGUACGAUUACACCUUUGACUGGACGAUGCUGAAACAGCGAGGGCUACUGAAGGGCGGCCCCAACGCGCUUCCGCAUGCCACCGGCGAGGGUAACCGCGAGGAGCGACGUGAUAAGGAUAAGCAACCUACUGAAACUGAGAAAUAGAAAUUUUAAAAUUCUUUUUUUUUAUGUAUAAAAUAUAUAAUAUUACUAAAUGAGAGUAAACUUAAAACAAAAAAGAGAGAAAAAUAGAGAGAGGGGCGAGAAAAACAGCCGUGUGCGAAAGAUAGUAAGAGAGAAACAGGAAGUCAGUGUGGGAACAAGAGAGAGAAAAGAGAAACAGAAUAUGAGGGAAACGGAAGGCGAAUAGAUUCGUCGCAGACAAAAAUAUAAACCACACACACACAGACAUGAGUAAGGAAAACCAAGCCAGGAAUACAAACAAACAAACAAAGGGAAGGAGAGAAUAAAUGAAUUUUUGAGGAAAGCGUUCAGAGCAGAACAAACUUUUGUUGGAUAAAAGAAAAGGGCAAACUGCAGUUUGAGCGAAGCUAAACAAAAGAAGCAGAAGAGCGAUAUCUGAAAACAAUAAAACGGUUAGCAAACUCUAACUUUAAUCUAAACGGAAAGUAUGUAAAAUUUAAUAUAAUUAUUAGUAAUUUAAACAUUGAUUGAGCGCGCGGAGCGGAGGGGAAGCGAUGGUGGUGAAAUGCGGCCGUAUAUUCCCCUGUCCGCGAUGAUUACGGCGGGCUGCGAAUGUGUGCGCGGGGAUGGGAGAAAAACAACAAAAGAACUGCACUUCCCGUCUAUUGUUCUUGCAUUCGUCGCUCGCUUCCGUUUCAUCAGAACGAAUUCACUCAUACAUAUAUUCAGUCAUUCAGUCACUACACUUCCCUGUUCACAACACCAAUACCAGCAUCAAUACCAGCUAUCAUACCGCGCAUCAUUUCUCCCAUUUUUUGAUGAAUACUGCUAGAGCAAAACAAUUAAGAAGAAUGAAGCUAGUACUACAACUAUUGAAAGAUAACAAGAAACAAAUAAAAAACAACAAACAACAAAAUAAUGCAGCAUACUUACUACUGCAUGUAAAAUUAUCGCAAAACAAGUUUGUCUAAUGUUUAAUUUUCUGUCUGUAGUUUUUAGUUAAACAAACAUACAUGUUGUUUACUCAUCUGUUUUCAGCUAAGUAAACUUUUUAGGAGAUAAAAAGUACACUAAACUAUUAGUGAACAGAGAAACAGAAAGAGAGAGAGAAAGAAGGAAACCCAAUAAUGAUAAAACGGUAAAUUAACACAGCCAACAAAAAAAGAGGAAAGAAACGGUACGAAACAAAACAAAUAAUAGAUGAAAAACCAAGUAUUUAGAAAACACUUUGUCCCUCAAUCGUUUCACUCGAGAAGCCCGAUAAAUUUUGUCAAUAAAAACGGAAUCGAACUCGAAGGCCAAUCACACCAACACACACUCUUAGUUUGCUGAGAACACACCUCCCCAUAGGGUCCCUUCGAGGGGUCCAUCCCCAUAUCUUGUUGGUUUCUGAAUCGAUUGCAAUCCGGAAAUCUGGGCAGCUUUUCAAAGUAUUGAAAGAUCAAUUUUGUCGAUCACACUUCCCUGAGUGGGCCAUUGUUGCAAUUGCAAACGGCUCACUUUUUUUCUUCGUUCAGAGGGGCUCUCACAAACACCAUGCUUCGUGUUUGCUUGUUGUUUUUCUUGUCACACAGCUGUGCGCGCACUGCGCUCAAGUGUUCAUUAUUAUUAUUAUCAUUAUUGCAUACAGUAAAACUAGAAGAAAGAAAGAAAAAAAAUCACUUCCUGUUAUCGUGAAUCGAUAAUAGAAAUAGAACUGUUUCUAAUCGAUGCAUGGAGAGAGCGAUAGCGAGCGAAGUGACGGCGGCGGCAGCAGCAGCUCCAAUGAUAACAUUGAACUCGUGAACGUUUAGAGUAACAAACAUAAAAGGAAAAAAGAAAAAUGAUAGGGGAGAGAAAACACAUGAAGAAUUAAUUAUAAAUUAAUCGAAUGUAUUAUCAAACAGAACAAAUUAUAUGUAAAUAUACUAAACAGAAACAGAAAAAACCAACAACACAACAAAGCGCAUAGUGCGGAAGAAUGAUUGUCAAGUAAAACAAACAAACAAAACUGGCAACACUUUCUUCCCCGGCGAAAUCGCUCUCGGCAGGGUUUGGAUUAACAAACAGAAAUCUUCCCUGAACCCGGCAACAAAGUUACAACAAAGAUUAAACAAAAGAGAGAGAGCAACUUUUUUAUUAUAUUGUGGAGCGAAAGAAGAAACACAAACAACAAAAGAAAAAAUGAUUAUGACUAUAAGAAGAACAAAAAAAAAGUCGCAUCGACCCCCAAAACCACUCUCUUCAGGGCUCCAAUUGACUCUCUCCGUUUGGGAGAGCGGGGAGCCGACUGUUGAUUGGUUCCUCCAGGGAGGUGGACAAACGAAGGAUGGCGAAAGGGAUGUGCGCAGAGUUAUGAGUUAAAACACAAACAAAGUAAUGUUGAAACAAACAACAAACCUAGAUUCGAUUUGGUGACUUAUCGGACAAAAUAUCUCCAAAGUAAGAAACAAAACAAAAAUCGAAAAAAACCACAACAAACACACAAUUGAAUUAAAAACCAAUAAUAAUAAAGCAAAGCCGGAAGUUGGGCGCCGAAAAUAUAAAUCAGCCGAAGUGUAGUAGGAAGGAUCUAUUAUUAGUGAAUAAUUUUUUUUUCUUGGAAGAAGUAGAAAUGAUAGGAAGACGCGAGAGCAGUUAUGAGAAAUAAAGAAAACUAAACAAAUACUGAUCGUA
Molecule: messenger RNA, 4409 nt
Organism: Toxorhynchites rutilus septentrionalis
Lineage: Eukaryota; Metazoa; Arthropoda; Insecta; Diptera; Culicidae
Product: casein kinase I-like
Exons: 3
Coding region: 780-1775 (331 amino acids)
Biological process (GO): signal transduction; peptidyl-serine phosphorylation; negative regulation of canonical Wnt signaling pathway
Cellular component (GO): nucleus; cytoplasm
Molecular function (GO): protein serine/threonine kinase activity; ATP binding
Source: RefSeq, a predicted model, not a curated record